This is a messenger RNA of Hemibagrus wyckioides, 2027 nucleotides long. RefSeq names its product UDP-glucuronosyltransferase 2C1-like. The transcript is spliced from 6 exons. The record is from RefSeq and is a predicted model, not a curated record. The coding region runs from base 180 to 1784 and encodes 534 amino acids. Lineage: Eukaryota; Metazoa; Chordata; Actinopteri; Siluriformes; Bagridae. Gene Ontology annotation, molecular function: UDP-glycosyltransferase activity.
CGUUGCUCAGUAACUUCCUGGUUGAAUUCUUCCUGGUGUCUCUCCUGGUCAGAUUUGUGUGUCUUUAUGGUCAGACAUUUGCUCUGCUGUUGGGAAUAAAGGUCAACGUUUUGUUUUAACUCGACAGAUGUGGACUUUUGCAGGAUUUCUGCUCUGGCUUGUUCCACGUGUGAGAUAGAAUGAGUGCAUGUGAGAGAGCUUCUCUCUGCUUCCUGCUCCUGCUCGGUCUGAUCCAGACUCCACUGUGUGUGACAGCUGGGAAGAUCCUCGUCUGGCCAGGAGAAUUCAGUCACUGGCUCAACAUGAAAACCAUCUUAGAUGAGCUUAUAGCCAGAGGACACAGUGUGACCAUCGUUACCCACAGUGCUACACCGUUUCUACUGAAAGACCAGUCUCAGGGCUACACCAUGGAGAUCAUACAGGUGCCUUACAGCAAAGAGGACAUUACGGAUACCAUGGAUAGGGCUUUCAUGUACUGGAUUUAUGAUCUGCCAAAUGUCAACAAGUUCCAAGCCUUUUUGAAGAUUACUGAAUCAGUUGGCAUGAUGAUGGAGCAGAAUAAAGUGUUAUGCAGAGAGCUUUUUGCACGAGAAGAUCUGCUGGAGAAGUGGAGAAUGGAAAAGUUUGAUGUUCUUCUGACAGACGCUGUGUCUAUGGGUGGGGAACUGCUUGCACAGAAGCUCAAUCUGCCCUUCAUCAUCAGUUUAAGGGGCUUUAUUGCGAGUUCCCUGGAGCGACAAUGUGGGAAGCUACCGACACCAUCGUCCUAUGUUCCUGCAUUCGCACUGAGCUAUACAGAUCACAUGGAUUUCCUGCAGAGAGUGACAAAUUUUUUGUUUAAUGUCCUUCAGGACAUAGUGUUUAAUCUAGUGGCCAUGGUGAAAUGGGAUCCCCUCUUUUCAGAAGUCAUGGGCAAACCCACAACAGUAUGUGAAUCUAUGAACAGAGCUGACAUCUGGUUAAUCCGAACUUAUUGGGACUUUGAAUAUCCACGGCCGCUCCUCCCAAACUUCAAAUUUGUCGGUGGAUUACACUGCAAACCUGCAAAACCUCUACCAAAAGAGAUGGAGGACUUUGUCCAGAGCUCAGGAGAUGAUGGUAUUGUAGUGUUUUCACUAGGCUCCAUAAUAAAAAACCUCACCAAAGAGAGAGCGAACACCAUCGCUUCAGCACUCGGACAGAUUCCCCAAAAGGUCUUGUGGCGAUACACUGGUGAGAAACCAGAAACUCUUGCUCCUAAUACAAGAGUCUAUGACUGGAUUCCUCAGAAUGAUUUACUAGGACAUCCUAAAACCAAGGCCUUCAUCACGCAUGGAGGGACUAAUGGUAUAUAUGAAGCUAUUUAUCAUGGAGUUCCCAUGGUGGGUCUGCCACUGUUUGGUGAUCAGCCUGAUAAUCUCAAUCACAUGAUAUCCAAAGGAGCUGCUGUGAUGCUUGACAUUAACAAAAUCGACUCCGAGGACUUAAAGCAAGCUGUCAAUGAAGUCAUUAACAAUCCAUCGUACAAGGAGAGCAUGAUGAGGCUAUCCCAAAUCCAUCAUGACCAACCGAUGAAGCCGCUGGACCGAGCUGUCUUCUGGAUCGAGUUUGUGAUGCGCCAUAAGGGGGCCAAGCACCUGAGAGUCGGAGCCCAUAACCUCACGUGGUAUCAGUACCACUGCUUGGACGUUGCUACCUUUCUACUUUCUGUAAUUGCACUAGUCGUGUUCAUCUUUGUGAAAACGUGCAGAUGGCUCUUCCGGAAAUGUUGCAGAAAGACAGCAGCAAAGAGCAAGAAAGAGUGAAGCAUGUGUAGAUGAACGUGUCAAUAAUUACUGUGACAUACAUUUUAGGAAUAAAGCACUGCAUUAAAUGUACACUGUACAAAACAGAUGUUUUUUCCUGUUUAUACAGUACAAGUCCAGGUUUACUUUUAAACGAGUCCAACACUAUCGGGUACAAAGCAAUCUGUUUUUUUUUAUCUGUAUCAUUUACAUUGUGGUCUCCUUUUUAAAUAAGGAUAAAAAAUAAAAACAUUUUUAGAUUAA